This is a messenger RNA of Effrenium voratum, 1776 nucleotides long. Lineage: Eukaryota; Dinophyceae; Suessiales; Symbiodiniaceae. The record is from the annotation of a GenBank genome assembly.
AUGCCUGCUUGCCACCUUGACAGGACAGCUGCCUUGAGGUGCAAGAGGAGCUCUAUGAAAUGUUUGAUCCUGUUCAGCUUGCUGCUGGGCUGCCGGGGAGAGUCCAAGCCUGCCUUGAUCAAGGGCGUAAGCUAUGGGCCAGUUCCGCUGAAGCACCUCGCAGGAGGUCAGUCUCUGCUUGCGCAAGACGAUUGGAUGGUUGAGGCAGCAAAGCCAAUGUGGGGCGAACGGGGCCGCGAUGAUUUGCACGUAAUGAAGCAGCUUGGAGCGAACAUGGUACGCUUGUACGGCAACAAUCCGAACCAGAGUCAUCACAGCUUCCUGGACAAAGCGCACCAGCUGGGCAUGCAGGUGGUUCCUGGCAUGAGUGACUAUCCUUUCAUACAGAUGCCGGACCAGAAAUGUAUGGACACAGAUUACGACUGCUUCAAUCAAAGUCGAGACCUUUAUGCCUUGAACCUGGAGACAGGCUUUUUGACUGACUCCAAGGAGUACCACCCAGCUCUGGCCUACUUCAUCGUGAUCAACGAGCCUGACCUUAAGAUGCCGCCUGCUGCCACAACGACACCUGGCGGCCCACGGCAGAUGGUGAAGGCUGUGGUCAGUGCUUUGGAUGGGCUGCUGGAAGCGGAGAAAGAGGCCAACGUGAGUGGAAUUCUCAUCAACUUCACUGCAACUUUCUCCUAUGCUGUCUGCCUAGCGUGUGAUGAGCUGAAUUACGCUCCUGCGCUGGGGCAGAUGGCCAUUCUGGAGGAUGCCAUGUUGCACCCAGAGCAGUACGGCUACGAGCCGCGCAACAAUGUGUCGGAGGCGUACCUCACCCGGUGGACCCAGAGCUUCAACACCAACAACCCAGCCCGGGAUCUGGAGCCACAAUUCUUUAGCAAGUACCCGGCUAGGUUUCCUAGCACGCCGGUCUUCGUAGCGGAAUACCACAGUCCGAUUCUGGCGUACCUGCGGCCACCCAUGACUUUGGAAGAAGACCUGGAGCAGGCGCUGAGCUUGGCGAACAGCUCCGACCUGUUCCUUGGUAUCUUCUUCUUCCAGUAUCAGAUGGCCUACUGGAAGGGAGGCUCGGAGGAGAACUUUGGGCUUUUUGGUCUUGGGGACUAUCGUGUUGCCGAGAUGCCUUACUACGGCACCACCUAUGAUGUGUGGUGUCUACAGCCUCGCGUGACAUCCUCAACUCCUGACUCGUCAAUGUCGCAGGUGCUGACAAAGGUGUACGAGGGACCUGGCCUGGACUACGAAUUCCUGUGCAAGCCGAAUCCCGCAAGCGUGGCCAUUUCUGCUGAUGGCUUUCGGGACAUUGUGUCCCAGGGCGCAGCCCGAUUGGCUGUUUUUGCCAAGAGAGUGGUGGAGCACCUGGGUGCUGUCGUCAGCAGCGACUCGGGCCUGAGAUCCUUCAGCGCCAGCAUGGUCAACAAGUCCUAUGCUGACUUGGUCAUCGCCAUUUCCCACAAACCGGCUUGGACCUCCUUCAGCUCCUCCGCUGCCUGUGUGGCUGAUCGCACGGCGGAUGCUGGACAGGUGGGAGCAGCGAUUUCUUGGCUUUGUGGACACACACCAGGCUUCUCCUGCGAGGUCCCUGAAAGCUGUGCGUCAGACGCUUUCAGCACUGGAGACUGGCUGUUCAGCCGCUGGUACCAGCAGGUGGGCAGAGAUCCCCUGAUGGACUGCAACUUCGGUGGUGCAGCUAUUUUCGCUAGCCCAGCGCUUCGCGGCGACACGCCCUGCAGCGCGCGCCUGCGUCGGCUGGGAACCGUUCUGGUGUGA